AGCAGCAUCGGGCACCAGGCCGUAGACGCGAACUGUGCCGCCUCACGUACCGAGCAGCGCUCCACACGUCGGCCUUUGUCGUGCCUGCCGAAAUUCAGACGCGAGACGCCCCUCAAAAGCCGCGCCGCCUCAGCAGUCCGCAGCGGCAGCCGCGCGAGCGCGAGACGCCGCCGUCGCGAAGCCGCCAUGGCGUCGACAGACGCCCUCGCGACGACGACACAAACAAAUGACGACCCGCCCCUCGACGACGACGCCGUCGAGGCCGCGCACAUCGCGCCGUCCACCCUCGCGACGAAGCCGAAGCCGCCGCAACCACAGAAGACGCGCGGCGCCACGGGCUGCCUCGUCAUGGCGCCGCCGCCGCCGCGCCCGCCGGCGCGAAAGAAAAUCGUCCUCGAGGAGGAGGAGUACGUCGACGAACUACGUCGAAUCAUCCAGCGCGACUACUUCCCGGACGGCGCUUCACGAGAUGACGUCGCGGCGCUGGAUAUGAGUUUAGACGCCUUCGCGGCGAAGCACACGUCCGAGGACAACGCGUCGUUCGAGGAGGCGCUGGAGCGAGCCAGGAACGCGCACGUGCGCAAGUACUGGUGGUGCUACGACGCCGAGCGGUUGAAGGCCGCUGGUAUUGAGGUGCCGGACACGUCGUCGUUGGGUACUCAUUUAUUAUCGGACGGGACGCGCAUUUCCGAAGAACGGCGGUUGAAGGCGGACGCCGCGGCCGACAACGCACCGAUGGCCGCGGAUGACUCGCAACGCUUACUAGAUUUCGCGCCGCACGAGCCGCGGAACGCUUUGUUGUUUCCGCCGGCCUACGAGGGUGCCCAGAAAAGGCCGGUGGUCAAGGCGAUCCAGCGCGCGAACACACGGUUUCGUCCCGAGGAGCCGCGCGCGCGCUCAAAUACGACAAGCAGCUAUCCGGACCUGUCCUCGGUGUCGUCGGAGACGACCUCUGCUGCUGCUGACGAGGGCCUCGUGCCCAUGACGCCUAGGAUCCUGCCGGGCGGCGACGAGUCGCCGCUGAUGACGUGGGGCGCCGUCGCGGCUACGCCGCGAUUGCUGGAGAGGGACGACCGGCGCCAGGAGCUCGGCCGGGCCCUCGACGCGCGGGCGAAGCGGCGGCGGACAGCGCUGCCGGCGCCCUCGCCGCUGCGGGCGGCGCUGGACGCG
This is a messenger RNA of Pelagomonas calceolata, 1170 nucleotides long. The record is from the annotation of a GenBank genome assembly. Lineage: Eukaryota; Pelagophyceae; Pelagomonadales; Pelagomonadaceae.